This is a messenger RNA of Liolophura sinensis, 1081 nucleotides long. RefSeq lists its product as uncharacterized. The transcript has 6 exons. Gene Ontology annotation, molecular function: calcium ion binding. NCBI's taxonomy places the organism in Eukaryota, Metazoa, Mollusca, Polyplacophora, Chitonida, Chitonidae. The record is from RefSeq and is a predicted model, not a curated record. Bases 56 to 1030 code for a protein of 324 amino acids.
GUACUUCCUGGAGAUUGUAAACAACAGUAGUUUGAGCUCGAGCACAUUUGGUAAAAUGCCCAUCAAGAAAAAGAAAAGCGGGAAGAGCAAGAAAAAGUCCGGUAAGAAGAGUGUAUCUCGAGCAGCAGGGGACUCAGGUGGUGAAGAUGAAGGAAUUGAGGAGCCGGUCACAGCCAUAUCAGGAGAAACACCUCCACCCAAACCUACUACACCCAACAAGAAAAAGAAGAAAUCUGCCAAGAAGAUGACAAAAUCAGAAAAAGCCAUGGCUAAGUUGGACAAGGCAGCAGGCAAGAUCAGAGAGUCAGGUGGAGCUUUUCACAAGUUUAUCAGCAGGAUGGACAGAUGGAUAACUGUAUAUUACCCUAAGGCUGUUGAACUCUUCCAGAAAUUUGAUGAGGAAGGCUUUGGCACCCUGACAUACGAAGAGUUCAAAUCUGGGAUGUAUGAUCUGGAUGCACCGUGCUCAACAGUUGAACUACAUUUACUGGCCAGGCUGUUAGAUGAAGAGGACACAGGGGAUAUUGACUACACUAAGCUGGCUAAAGGACUUCAGUUUGUAAGGGAAAAAGAGCAACUGAAGAGGAAUGAAGAAGAAGGUGCAUCAAGGCUGAUUUUAAGCGAGAGGAAAUUAGAGCAUUGUGCCUGUUGUAAACUUGGCCUUUGGCAUCCCUACACAGAGAAGAAUCCAAAAUAUUUAUUGGUGGAAAUGCGACUGGUCACAUUUGACAAUUUUGAGGACCACCCUGGCCAUGUGACUUUUGUCAUCCACUUGCAUGCAACCAUACAAGCUCUUAUUCAACUGAUCCGUGAUGAAACAGACAUUCAGUGUACAACCAUGGCAAUAUUUGAGGAUGCUUCAAGAUCAAAAGACGCCUACCUGCCAGAGCAUAAAACUUUAGAUGAGUUGGGUUUCUUUGGUGGCUCAAUUGAUAACCCAGAGGAGAUAACCCUGUUUUAUGAUUAUAUGGUGGAGUUUACUGAUUGUCCAUUGCUUCUCUGUGACCAUUAUUUUGGACAGAAACAUUAGUAGAAUUAAUAUAAUUAAGUAUGAAGAACGCUUAUCUGAGUUGUCUGCUUU